Molecule: messenger RNA, 1737 nt
Organism: Eimeria tenella
Lineage: Eukaryota; Apicomplexa; Conoidasida; Eucoccidiorida; Eimeriidae
Exons: 2
Coding region: 1-1737 (578 amino acids)
Source: RefSeq, a predicted model, not a curated record
AUGAGUGAGCGCCCGGGCAGCAGCAGCGCCUCAGCCUCUGCGGCUGUGGGGGCUUCUGACGCCCCGGCGCAUCCCUGUGCAUUAUCACCAUCGGCAGCAGCAGCAGCAGCAGCGGGGGCGCCUGCUGCAGCGGCAGCUGCUGCUGCUGCUGCACCCACUGGAGAAGCAGAAGAGGCCUGGCACUACGUGCUGCGGGGCCCCCGAAGUGCCUUCUGUGUUGCAGUUUGCUUCAGGGGGCCCCCUGAGGUUCUUAUACGUGAGUAUGAGCACCUGGGCUGCCCCUGGGGGAUAUCUCGGGGGGCCCCGGUGCCUCUGAGUGCUGCUGCUGCUGCUGCAGGAGCGGCUGCAGUGCCACGGGAACCAGCAGCAGCAACGCCAGCAGCAGCCGGAUCAGUGGCAGCAGCAGCAACGGCAGCAGCAAAUUGUCUCGAUGAAAUUCGGGGACUCAGCAGGGCCCCCUACCUCUUUUCCUGGGCAGCAGAUGGCUGCUGCUGCUGCUGCUGCUGCAGCCAGAGGCCAGCCAACGAAGCUUGCCUUGGAGCUGCUGCUAGCUUAACACGGGCGCCCUCAGCAGCUGCUGCUGCUGCGCUGCUGCUGCUGGGGCCCACGUCUUCGCCGCUGGGGCCCCAAACGCGGCUGCUGCUCUUGAAGCUGCCGCAGCAGCAGCAGCAGCCGCAGCAGGUGGCACCAAGAGGCCGGGAGGCGGUGCAGAUGACUCUGUUUCCUGUUCGCCUGCUAACAGGCCAACAGUGCAGCAGCAACUGUGCUGCAGCAGCCACUGCUCCAAGCCAGGCCAGCAGCAGCAGCCGCUGCGGCAGCCACUGCAGCGGCAACGGCAGCAGCAGCAGCAGCAGCAACCCUACAGUUGUUGACGCGAAGGAAUUUGUUGGAUGGUCCGCUGUGGCGUGCGGAGGCCGUCGGGGGGAGCCUUCGGAGCUAGGUGGAGCAGCAGCAGCAACAGCAGCAGCAGCAGCAGCAGCAGCAGGAUCAACAGCAACAAGAGCUGCUGAGGCUCUUAUAAACGGAAGUCCUUUUAUACUUCUGUUUGGAGGCCAGUGGAGGGAUCCUUUGGGCCGGUGGUUUUUCAACACUGCUGCUUUGCUGUUGCUGCCAAUACCUCCAAGUCAGCCACAGCGAACUGCAGCAGCAGCAGCAGCAGCAGAAGGGGCAACAGCAGCAGCAGCAGGGGCAGGAGCACUUGCUGCUGACGCAGGCACUGCUGGCGGUGCCCUUGCUGCUGCUGCAGGAGAUCGCGAGGCGGAAUCAGCAGUAGCAGCGGCAGCAGCAACAGCAGCAGCAGCGGGGGAUUGUAAGGAAAGUUGCGGUCAAGGCGAAUGGACUUUGGUGGAGUUGAGCAGCAGCGCAGGCAGCAAAGUGCUGCAGCGGUCUGCUGCUGCUGCUGCUGCUGUCCGCGUCAGCAACACUGCAGAGCUGCUGCUGGUGAAUGGCGGCAGCAUCAUCGGGCAGCAGCAGCAGCAGCAGCAGCAGCGCAGCAGCUCGAAGUUCAACCAAAACGUGCAGUGUGAGCUCACAGACUCAACUGUUGCUUUGCUGCUCUCCCCACAAAGCGUCACUGACGCAGCAGCAGCAGCAGCAGCAACAGCAGCAGCAACCACACAAUCUGUGGGUUCACUGCCUCUCCUGGACAUUCAGAAGCUGCAGGGGCUUAUUGCUGGACCUUCACCCUGCGCGCGCAUGGGCUGCUGCUGCUGUUUUGUUUCCGCGAUGAGGCUGUAA